UGGAGAACUGUUAAAGUACUCCAAAACAUUUGUUACAUAGAGAGGUUAAAUCGUGCUACACGUUUUCGGAGUACGAGGUUUUUUUCAAUAUUUGCAUCAAGAAAUCUGUUUUUUUGGUGACUGUCAUUUCUUGGGAAGGAUUACAUCCUCUAUUCGAAAAAUAUUCCUGAACAAAGAAAUUAGUAGCUGCAGUGAGCUGCUGUAAAAUACAAUGAAAUGUCACUACGAGGUGCUUGGAGUCCCGAGGAAUGCAGCGGAAGAUGAGUUGAAGAAAGCUUACCGGAAACUCGCGCUCAGAUGGCAUCCUGACAAAAAUCUCGAUACAACCGAGGAAGCCAAGGAACAGUUUCAGUUAGUGCAACAGGCUUGGGAAGUCCUGAGUGAUCCGCAUGAACGCGCGUGGUAUGACAAUCACAGGGAAGCAAUUUUAAAAGGUGGAAUCGGCGAAAAUUACAAGGACGAUUCCAUCGAUCUAUUCCAAUACUUUUCCACCGGCUGUUUCAAGGGAUACGGCGACGAUGACCAAGGUUUUUACACAAUUUACCGUACCGUUUUCGAGAAAUUAGCUGCGGAGGAUGCUGAUUUUUCCAAAGAAGGCGACUCGGACGUCGAAGUACCAGGUUUCGGGGAUUCUAAAAGUUCUUACGAAGACGUGGUUCAUGAUUUUUAUGCCUACUGGCAGAGUUACAGUACAAAGCGCUCAUUUGCUUGGCUCGAUCCUUAUGAUAUUCGCGACACUCCCAACAGAAGAGUGCUCAGGAUCGUCGAGAAGGAAAACAAGAAAAUUCGCGAUAAAGCGAAACGCGAGAGAAACGAGCAGGUGCGGAAUUUAGUUGCUUUUGUGCGUAAACGUGAUAAGAGGGUGCAAAUCUAUGCUCAAAAACUUGCCGAGAAGGCGAAGGAAAACGCGAAAAAAGUUCAGGAACGUAAAAGGCAGCAAUUGUUAGAAAGGCAGAAGGAAUUGAAAGAGCACACUGUUUCCGAGUGGUCCAAGUUUACCAAUAUGGAAUCUGAAUUGAAAAAUAUCGAAGCUAAUCUCGCAGCGGAGUUUGGUGAAGAAUUGUCCUCAGAUGGAGAUUCCGAGAAAGAGGAUAUGUUGAGCGACAGUAAUGCUUUGUAUUGUGUGGCUUGCAAUAAGAUUUUUAAGACACAAAAGGCAUUCGUCAACCAUGAGAAUUCUAAGAAGCACAAAGACAAUUUGACAAGCAUGAAGGCAGGGAUGAUUGAUGACGAUGAAGAGUUCGAAACAAGUUCAGAGGAAAGUGACGCUGAAGAAGAAGGAACGCCGAAAAAAUCAUCAAAGAGAGAAAGUCCGGGGAAAAGAAAGCCAGCAACUGGUCCUGAAAUGCCGGAUUUUUUAUUAACGCCGGCUGAGAGUAAAACAGGAGAUGAAGAUGGCCAGGGCUCGGAAGAGGAGAUGGAUUCUGAUUCUGAAAAGAAGAAAAAUAAAGGAAAAGGUAGUAAUCUUGAUAAUGCUGCCACUGAUCCCCAGAUGGGCGAUGCUAUAGAUUUAUCGUCUCCAAAAUCAGAUACCGGAAACGAUAACAACAGUAGGACGUCUGAAGAUGAGCUGAUUUCGGAUCAAGAAGACGAAGCUGAUCAAGAGGACAAAGUCAUCGUGAAAUGCAAGAAACACAAGAAGAAAAGGGGCAAAAUUAUUCAAAAAGCUUUCAUGGAGCACAACAGCGACGAUGAAUCCGACUUUGGGGCUUGCAUGGGAUUAUCGAAAAAGCAACGCAAGAAGCAGCAGACCAAGAUAGUUUUAGAAAAAAUCUCACAAAGUAAGUUAGGAUCAGGGAACAGGCUUGAAGUAGAGGACCCUAGUAAUCGAAAGGACAUGGAAUUGAAUGAGGAUCCUUUCCAGGGCAAUCAGAGUAAAGGAGAAGACGGUGAUGAUGAGUCGUUACAGGAGGCGAAUAUUGGCUCAGUUUUGGGAAAGCGAAAGGGAAAGAAGGCUAAAGAAAUGAGGAGAGCUCAGAAGCAACUUUCGGAAGAAGACAAGGGAAAAAGUGCCAAAUCCAAGAAAGACUCGCGAUCAGCUGACACGGCUGAAGAUAAUUCCAAUUCUUGUGUGACGUGUAAAUCUGUGUUUCCAAGUAAAAAUAAGUUAUUUGAACAUUUGAAAAAGACUGGUCAUUCUGUGUAUAUACCGAAUGUAGGAAAAGGUAAAAGAAAUUCUGAAGCAGUGAGUAAAGGGAGGGCAAAAUCAAGUAAAAAUAGCGAUUGAGGAUAUAUAGAAAAAUAUUCUUUAGUCUAAUUAUUUCGAUCUAUGCAACAACGUAUUAUAAUUGAUAGCGAACUCGUCUUUCUUGUAUGUAAUAAUAAAUAAUGUACCAAUUGGUUGCAAUACAAAGUUUUUUGUUCUUUAAU
Belonocnema kinseyi is the source of this 2370-nucleotide messenger RNA. Its product is annotated as dnaJ homolog subfamily C member 21. Gene Ontology annotation, molecular function: zinc ion binding; nucleic acid binding. The transcript is spliced from 2 exons. NCBI's taxonomy places the organism in Eukaryota, Metazoa, Arthropoda, Insecta, Hymenoptera, Cynipidae. Gene Ontology annotation, cellular component: cytoplasm. The coding region runs from base 212 to 2227 and encodes 671 amino acids. The record is from RefSeq and is a predicted model, not a curated record.